Aspergillus melleus is the source of this 780-nucleotide messenger RNA. RefSeq names its product 40S ribosomal protein uS5 (gene RPS2). Gene Ontology annotation, biological process: translation. Lineage: Eukaryota; Fungi; Ascomycota; Eurotiomycetes; Eurotiales; Aspergillaceae. The record is from RefSeq and is a predicted model, not a curated record. The transcript has 3 exons. Gene Ontology annotation, molecular function: structural constituent of ribosome; RNA binding. Gene Ontology annotation, cellular component: cytosolic small ribosomal subunit; ribosome. The coding region runs from base 1 to 780 and encodes 259 amino acids.
AUGGCUGACGCCGCUCCCCGUGGACGUGGAGGAUUUGGCUCGCGCGGUGACCGUGGUGGUGACCGUGGCCGUGGCCGUGGUCGCCGUGGUCGUCGCGGAGGCGCGAAGGAGGAGAAGGAAUGGCAGCCCGUCACCAAGCUCGGCCGUCUCGUCAAGGCCGGCAAGAUCACCAGCAUGGAGCAGAUCUACCUGCACUCUCUGCCCGUCAAGGAGUACCAGAUUGUGGACUUCUUCCUCCCCAAGCUGAAGGAUGAGGUUAUGAAGAUCAAGCCCGUCCAGAAGCAGACCCGUGCCGGUCAGCGUACCCGUUUCAAGGCUGUCGUUGUCAUCGGUGACUCCGAGGGUCACAUCGGUCUCGGUAUCAAGACCUCCAAGGAAGUCGCUACCGCCAUCCGUGCCGCCAUCACCAUCGCCAAGCUGGCUGUCCUCCCCGUCCGUAGAGGUUACUGGGGUACCAACCUUGGUGAGCCUCACUCUCUGCCCGUCAAGCAGAGCGCCAAGUGUGGUUCCGUCUCCGUCCGUCUUAUCCCCGCUCCCCGUGGUACCGGCCUGGUUGCCUCCCCCGCCGUCAAGCGUCUACUCCAGCUUGCUGGUGUCCAGGACGCCUACACCUCGUCGUCCGGUUCGACCAAGACCCUUGAGAACACCCUCAAGGCCACCUUCGUUGCCGUCGUCAACACCUACGGCUUCCUUACUCCCAACCUGUGGAAGGAGACCAAGCUCAUCCGCAGCCCUCUGGAGGAGUUCGGUGACGUUCUGCGUCAGGGCAAGAAGUACUAA